CUUAUCUCUAGAACGACGCGGGGCCAACAUGGCGGCGUCGGCGGCCGGUUCAGGCCUGAGGGGAGGGAGCGAUGGCGGCGGCUCCGGACCUUCUGUUUCCUCAUCCUCGCUAUCCAUGGAGCAAAUCCGGGCGCUCACUGACCUGCCGGAGCUGGAGGCCGCCUACAGCCGCCUGUGCGGGGAGGAGAAAGCCGUGGAAGAAGAGUUGGAGAUGCUUCUGGAACAGCAGAGCUCCAUGGAGAGCAAGAUGGCUACCCUUCAUCGCAUGGGUCCUAACCUGCAGCUCAUUGAAGGCGAUGCGAAGCAGCUAGCUGGAAUGAUCACUUUCACCUGCAAUCUGGCUGAGAAUGUCAGCAGCAAAGUCCGACAGCUCGACCUUGCCAAGAAUCGCCUCUAUCAAGCCAUCCAGAGAGCAGACGACAUUCUGGACUUGAAGUUCUGCAUGGAUGGAGUCCAGACAGCCCUGAGGAAUGAAGAUUAUGAACAGGCUGCUGCGCAUAUUCAUCGCUACCUUUCUUUGGACAAAUCUGUCAUUGAGCUCAGCAGGCAGGGCCGGGAAGGCAGCAUAAUUGAGGCCAACUUGAAGCUUCUGCAGGAGGCAGAGCAGCGCCUGAAGGUGAUUGUGACUGAGAAAUUUGACAUUGCCACAAAACAGGAAGACCUGCCCCAAGUGGAACGCUUUUUCAAGAUAUUUCCUCUGCUGGGCUUGCAUGAAGAAGGACUAAGUAAAUUCUCCGAGUACCUGUGCAAACAGGUUGCAAAUAAAGCGGAGGAGAACCUGCAGUUGGUGAUGAAGACAGACAUGAGUGACCGUAGAGCUGCAGCUAUCUUUGCAGACACGCUGACCCUACUUUUUGAAGGGAUUGCCCGUAUUGUGGAGACCCACCAGCCCAUUGUGGAGACCUACUAUGGACCAGGCAGGCUUUAUACACUGAUUAAGCACCUACAGACAGAAUGUGAUCGACAGGUAGAAAAGGUUGUGGACAAGUUUAUCCAGCAGAGAUCCUAUCACAGACAGUUUCAGCAUGUUCAGAACAGCAUGAUGAGGAGUUCAGUUGCAGAAAAGAUUGAGCCAAGGGAACUUGACCCCAUUUUAACGGAGGUUACCUUGAUGAAUGCACGGAGUGAGCUGUAUCUGAGAUUCAUUAGACGGCGCAUCAUCUCCGACUUUGAGGUGGGAGAUUCCAUGGCUUCAGAGGAUGUGAAGCAAGAGCAUCAGAAGUGCCUGGACAAGCUGCUGAACAACUGCUUACUGAGCUGCGCCAUGCAGGAGCUGAUUGGCUACUAUAUUACCAUGGAGGAGUAUUUCAUGAGGGAGACUGUCAACAAGGCUGUUGCUAUGGACACAUGUGAGAAGGGUCAGCUGACCUCCAGUAUGGUGGAUGAUGUCUUCUAUAUCGUGAAGAAGUGCAUUGGGCGGGCUCUUUCCAGCUCCAGCAUUGACUGUCUCUGUGCUAUGAUCAAUCACUCCAUCACGGAGCUGGAGUCAGAUUUCAGGGAGGUCUUGUGCAACAAACUCAAGAUGGGUUUCCCAGCCACCACAUUCCAGGACUUCCAGAGAGGUGUGACCAGCGCAGUGAGCAUCAUGCACAGCAGCCUUCAGCAGGGCAAGUUUGACACCAAAGGCAUUGAAAGUACAGAUGAGGCCAAGCAGUCCUUUCUGGUGACAUUAAACAAUGUGGAGAUCUGCAGUGAAAACAUCAUGACACUAAAGAAGACCCUGGAGAGUGACUGUGCCAAGCUGCUUAGCCAGGGGUUUGGGGGUGAACAAGCACAACCCAAGAUUGACAGCUGUCUUUCAGACAUGGCUGCCAUGUCCAACAAGUUUCGAGAUCUGUUGCAGGAAGGGUUGAAUGAGCUCACUAACUCAGCUAUCAAGCCACAGGUGAAACCUUGGAUCAACCUCUUCCUGUCAGUCUCCCAUAACAUUGAAGAGGUGAGUCCUACUGCCUGCUCAUUUGAACUGCUCAGAUGGUACAGAGAAGGGGCUGUUGGAACAAACUCCUCCUACUUUCCAGCAGAGAAAUACAACCAAAACAGCAAGCUAGAGAAUGGCUGGGCUAAAACCGACUGGCACAGCUCUCUUUUAUGCUGCUGGUAGUUUUAAGUACUCUUGUGGGUUUUAAAGAAA
This is a messenger RNA of Podarcis muralis (Common wall lizard), 2131 nucleotides long. The record is from RefSeq and is a predicted model, not a curated record. Lineage: Eukaryota; Metazoa; Chordata; Lepidosauria; Squamata; Lacertidae.